UCCAAACUGUUGAAAAACAUCUGUUUUUGUCUUGGAAAAAAGUAACAUGCUCUGCCCAAAAAGUAAAAAAGAAAAUAAAGAAAGAAUGAAAGAAAGACACAUGCCACUUUCCAAGACAUUAGUAGUUUCCAAAAUUCCAAGUCUAGGGGGGCUUAGCAUAUAAGUAAAAGAAUAUGCACUAAGGGUCCUGUUUGGCUACCAAGAAAGCAUGGCAACAGAUUUUCCGGACCGGCAGGUUGGCCGGAAAGUUGGCCAGCCGCUGCCAACACCACCACCAAGGACUAAGUGCCCGGCACCAUUUUUAUCGAAAACUUAUGAUCUUUUGGAGGAGGAAGAAGCAGAAAGAGUGAGGAGGAGAUCAGAAGCACAUGGUGGUGGUGAUGGUAGUGGUGGAGGGAGGAGGGUGGUGACGUGGAAUGGGGAGGGUACUGGAUUUGUUGUAUGGUCUCCGGCGGAGUUCUCGGAGCUCAUGUUGCCUAGGUACUUCAAGCACAACAAUUUCUCAAGCUUCAUUCGCCAACUUAACACCUAUGGAUUCAAGAAAACUGCAUCAAAAAGAUGGGAAUUUCAGCAUGAGAAGUUCCAAAGGGGACGCCGAGAUCUGCUUGUGGAGAUCAGCAGAAAAAAAGGUGAGCCCAGCGCCUUUCCGGCAUACCUCAGAGCAGCCGGAGAGAAUGAAAACGCAGAAGAGGAAAACAAUCGUUUGCUACUCAUGGAAGAGAACAAGAACCUAAGGAAAGAAAGAAUAGAAUUAGAAUUGCAAAUAGAGCAUUUCAAAGCACUACAGACACACUUGUUUGAAUGCCUUUCUCACUACAUCAACAAUCCCCAGGCUAAAGUGAGAAGGUUAUGUUAGAAGUGUGCGCCCGCGCAUAUGUAUUGAGGGUAAAUGAGAAAAGAAAGAAAAUGUUGAACAGUGUUUGUCUUGUUGCCAUGGUCGUAGAUGACAUGGGAUUCACUAUAUCGAGAAUUCAUGUUUUGCUGUAUUCAAUGCAUUUCCAGCUGCAUAAUUAUGUCUCGAAAUUUUCGUGUUUUGAAAUUUCUAUUAUAUUGUACGGUUUGAAGUACAAUAAGUACAAGAACAGAGAUUUUGGAUUCAGAUGAUCUUUGGCUGGUCUUGGAAUUACACCAUCCAGCAUUUUGAUCCCAGAAUCUCAAAUGUUAAUACUCAGUGGGUUCAAAUCAAAUAAUGAACAUUUCUUCUAAACUUUGUUGGGUCUUGUCACAGUGAAAUAUGAACAACUUCAAUGGAGACUGGCCUUGGAAGGGUCAUUUGGUGUUGUAGGUAUAUGUGUCCAUCCCCAUGUCAUCUCCACGUCAGCCUUCUGGGAGUUUGUUGAUGCCAUGUAGCAGCCUCACAAGGCAAUACACAGGCCAAUGACGAGCCACCACAUAUGCUCAUCUAAUGAUAUAUUGUCAUUUCUCCACCAUUUGUAUUUGAGGCCAUGAAAUUAUUAGACCCCUGCUAUCGGUUGAACACACCACCAACCUGAAAUUAUUAAAAAACCUGAUAAUUACUCCUAGGCAAGGCAUCUCCAAGAUCUCACCUCCAUAUCUCACUCCUAAGAUCUCACUCCACCACGUACCUCCAAAUGAGAUCCACACGCGAGAUCCGUCAUACGAUCAGUGAACCUCCAGCUUAUACUUGGCUCCUUACGCAAUAUGUCUCCAAUUUACACUUGGCUCUGAAAUAACCUAGGUCCACUCUGGAUGAUUGAAUAACUUGUGGCUGAGGGUAGAGUUGAGGGAUCGUCAAGAUUACCGCUCAAGGAGACUUGACAAAUCCCACAUGGGAGAGCAUUUUCUGAGGCAUGUGAUGUGUUUGCGACUUGUAACUUGCAACUACAAUGUGUACAUCUUUCAUGCCAGACAUUUGUAUCAUAACACGUGAUACUGUCACAAGGAUACAAGAGAUCUGCUGACCCCUUGAUACUAUUAGGAUCCGUUGACUCCUCUCGAUCCUUUUACGAGAUUCCUCCUAUAUAAAGUAGUCUCCCCCAAGUAACGAAUCAAGCCAUCAACACAUCACAUAACUAUUUAUGGCUUAGAAGACCUUCAACACAUCACAUAACUCUCACCAGCUCAAAAGUCCACUGCCACACACACUCUCUCUCUCUCUUCUAAGAGUGCCUCAACUCUCUCCUCCAGCUUCGAUGAUCUUGUGUCAGCUAAACACCUACCAUCUUUCCAGAUCUUGUUCAAGCCACCUCGGACACCAUCACUCACAUUACACUCCACUUGGAUAGAGUGAUACUCGCUUUGCAUGACAUUUCAUGGAAAAACAAUCUUCUCCAAGUCUCUUCGACAUUCGGACUAUAGCUCCCUCAUUUCAUACUUCACUAUCCACAAGUGUCCACUUGGUCUUCUCUUCAAGGCCGUCAAUAAAAUUUUAAUAUUUAUUUUCUACACCAAUUAUAAUUAAUAGAUUUUUUGACAUAAGGAUGCUAUGUAUAAACUACAUGGAUUUCACCACUUUUUUCAUCUCUUUACAUGAAUCUACACAACAAAUGCCAUAUCUACAUAAAAAAGCUAUCAUAUCCACAAAAUAUGAUGUGCCCCGUUAUCCUUUAAAUACGAUGAACCCGUACACAUAUAUCACUUGUUAUGUGAAUCCACAUGAAUUGUGAAAAAAAGAUAUCAGUAAUAUUCAUUUGGUCACAUGUUAUUUUUCUUUUUCUUGCCAAUCAGAGACUCUUCAUUUCCCUGUCCACUCUCGCUCUUCAUUUUCUUCUCACGCGUGCACUCAAGUUGGGAGUGCAAAUAUAUAGAUGAAAAAAAUAAUCUUAUGUCACCGGACCGGAUAAUAAACAUCACAUGUAUUUUUCACCUCCAUAGAACGAAAUAUACUAGUAUAUACAUUAGUGAUUAUCCAUUUAAAAAACACAAGCACACAAAUCUAACAUAGGUCCAUACUUGCUAUUAGCUCCAUCCAUAAGGUCAAAAUUUCAACAACACAGCAAGCAAUAAUCUCAACAAUAUAGCUCAGAAGUACCACAAACAAGUUGCAGCAACAGA
Messenger RNA from Camellia sinensis, 3015 nucleotides. NCBI's taxonomy places the organism in Eukaryota, Viridiplantae, Streptophyta, Magnoliopsida, Ericales, Theaceae. The record is from RefSeq and is a predicted model, not a curated record.